Phascolarctos cinereus (koala) is the source of this 2179-nucleotide messenger RNA. The record is from RefSeq and is a predicted model, not a curated record. Lineage: Eukaryota; Metazoa; Chordata; Mammalia; Diprotodontia; Phascolarctidae.
AUGGAGUAUGCCACUCACAGGGUUGACUGGUCCCAUCAAGAGCCCAGAUCGGCCCUCAACAGAUCCAACAGCAUGUCCAGACCCAGCAGCAAAACCAUUUAUGAACAACGGAAAGAGUACUCUCAGACCAUGGCUGCAGAACCCACCAACCUAAAGCUACGAGUGGAGCACCUGCUGACCUGUAAGCUCGGCUCAGGAACCAUCCAGGAACCUAAGGAUGUAAUCGAGAAGCUUCAGAUGAUGGAUGCCCAAGGUCAAGUGUGGGGCCAAGAUGUGGUCCUGCAGGUCAAAAACCACUGGCUUCAAAUCCUAGAUAUUGAGACCAGGGAAGAGAUGGAUUCUUACCCCUUGGAUGGCAUACAGUCCCUAGAUGCCAUAUUGAAUAGCUGUUCCUACAAUUCAGUUCUAUUAAUCAACCUUCAGGAGCCGGGCCACCCUUUGACCAGUGUCCUGCUAUUCCAGUGCUGGGAAGUCGGGGCUGAGAUUCUGAGGAGUAAUCUACAGAAGGCUAUUGAUGAAUCCAAAAAGAGGCAAGAAUCAAGACACAGAUUUGGGGGUACCCUACACAAUGAAAAUAGGCAGGAGGCAUAUCCCCCAGAAAAGCAUCCCUGGAACUCCACUGAGCAGAGACUCCUCGCCUCAUACCAGCCUACUACCCAGGAAUCACAGGGGUUUGACCAAUUUCCCCUGCAGAAGGCAGAGCCUAAGCUCCCCCUGGACGUGGAGAGAGAAAUAGAAGAACUGAACAACAUCCUGAGUGAAAUUGAGCUAUUUGUGGAGAUGGCAAAGAAGACCCCAAAAAAUAACACUAAAAAGAAGAAGAUUUUGGGGAAGAAGAAGACCCCAAAAGGGCCUCUUUCAGAACCCCAAUACAUAGAGGGCUUCCAGAAGAUCAAGCGUGCAUUCAAUUUCCUGGGGAAGCUGAAUAUCUAUCUACAGCAGCCAGAUGCCCCUGAAUUUGUACACAUCCUCUUCCAAGCUUUGGACAUGGUGAUGUCCAACUGCCCCAAUCCUCAUUGGGCAGCUUCUGUAGAUGUUCCCGGGUUAACCUCCAAGGUCAUUGACUUGCUGAAUUCUUGUCUGACACGAAAUGAAAUGGAUUUCUGGAAAAGUCUAGGAGAGUUCUGGACCACCAGCACGGAUUAUGGGCCAGACCAAGAGCCCACGAAUUCUACAUACGUGCCCAGAUUCCACAGGCAAUCUGAAUCUUCAGAGUUCUCCGCAGUCAUUCACCAGCACAACCCCACCAAGGACCAGGAUCUCAGCAGCCCCAGAGCCAGCCUAACCCAGCAGCCUCUACUAAUGCAAGUCCAGUAUGAGUUUGAAAGCAGAAAUCCACGGGAGCUGACAGUGACUCAGGGUGAGGUGCUGGAGAUUUUGGACCACAGCAGACAGUGGUGGCUGGUGAAAAACAAAGGCGGGCAAAGAGGCUACAUUCCUAAUAACAUCCUGGAACCCGUGAAUUCAGACCUACAGAGGAACAGGAGCUGGUCUAGCUCCCCAACUCGGGGUCCCAUGCUGCGGCCCACCUCCAAACCACAGGAGGUGAGGGAUUGGCUGGAGUCAGAGAACUUCUCUAACAUCACCAUUAAGAGCUUGGGAAUGCUGACAGGAAGCCAACUGCUGCACAUGCGACCCCGGGAGCUGCAGCUCGUGUGUCCAGAUGAAGCCCCCCGAGUCCUGGAACGGAUAGAGGAAGUGAAGAUGAUGCUAGGGAUGGGACCUUAGGCUUUACCCAGAACAGCCAAGGAUAAAGAAUUAAAUCCCUGGUUUCCUCAAGCAAGGCAACAGAUUGGAUGCUCCCAGCAGUGCUGUGUCUUUGGACACCUCACCCACCCACAUUUGGCACCUCAUUCUAAGCUUUCUAAACCCUAGUUCCUAUUCCAGGACCCAACUAUCUGCCCAACUCCAUGUCUAGGCCUAUACUUUUUCUGAGGUGAAAUGGGAAUAUGAGCAGUGGAUAGGGGGGAGGGGGAGGAAGGGAGGCUGAAAUAUAAGGUUACCAGGAUGAUUCUUGUGCUUAGCCAUUCAUGCCUGUCUGGAGCCAUCCCCAGAAACUGAGUAUUUAUUAUACUUCUUCCUCUCUCCAAUAAACCAAUGCCUGUGACCAAAGACCCUAUCUUUGUAUACUUUCACCCAACCUUUGCAUGAAGAUCUUAAGUGAAUAAUAAUAAUUCGG